GCCAAAAUAGCAAGGCUUCCGGGAACGUUGGAGCAAAAGGCCAAACAGACCAGGCCGGGUUAGAGAAGUCAAUGAGAUUAGUGAAACAUUGUUAAUUAGUUGUUAAUUUUCUGAAAAUCUAAAAGGCACAACCUAGAUUCGAGUUAAUGUCUUAAGUAGUUUAACAUGUUAUUACUCCAACCUCAUGAAAGUGACAAACGGACACUUUAUCAUUUUCGUCAAAAAUAACUUUAUAUCAAAGGAGUGCCUCUGAUUUGCGGCGUGCACAUGCGCAGUUAGGCGCCAGGCGACCCUUAGAUUCGUUUAUUCUGCUCUCUAACGUCGCCAUUACAUCACCUACAAGCGUGAUCGGGGAUUUCUAUUGGAGAAACCGUUUCCGACUAUCUUCAUACUGUACUGUCUUUGAUUAUAUAUCAGGGGUGGAGAUGGGAUGAGGGGAAUGAAGGAACAGACGUCGUUUCAAAGCAUCAAUGAGUAGAUGGAAGAAACACACACAACAACCAUUUGUUUACAUCGAUUCAGAAAGCUUAAAUUCGUUCGACGUAAUGAACUACAGCUCCCACAAACCAUUGCAGAAUUAGCCCUUUUCCGGGUUCUUCGAACAUGCUAGUUAUCAGCUGAAAGCAUAAGGUGGAUGUGUGUUCCGUUGGUGAGCAGCGAUGCCCCUGGAGGUGAAAUGGCCGUUCCCACAGUGCCCGCAGCUGGCCUGGAAGGUGACCAGCACCCUGGUCAUGGGUGUGGUGGGCUCAUACAGCUACUUCUGGACCAAGUAUCUGAACUGUAUUACGGUUCAUAAUCAGGAUGUUCUAUUUGACCUGAUAGACCAACGUCCACCUGACACACCCCUCAUCACACUGUCCAAUCACCAGUCCUGUAUGGACGACCCACACCUCUGGGGAGUUCUGAGACUCAGACACCUCUGGAACUUCAACAAGAUGCGCUGGACUCCGGCUGCGUCGGACAUCUGUUUCACCAAAGAGUUACACUCCAGAUUCUUCAGCAGAGGGAAGUGUAUUCCCGUCUGUAGAGGUGAUGGGGUGUAUCAGAAAGGCAUGGACUUUAUUCUGGAGAAGCUGAAUGGAGGAGACUGGGUACACAUCUUCCCUGAGGGGAAAGUCAACAUGACUGAGGAGUUUAUACGGUUGAAAUGGGGUGUCGGCCGUCUGAUAGCAGAGUGUUCCCUUAACCCUGUUAUUCUCCCUGUGUGGCAUGUAGGUAUGAGCGAUGUCUUGCCCAAUGAGCGACCCUACAUCCCUCGUACUGGACAGAGAAUCACAGUCCUGAUAGGGAAUCCAUUUACAGUCAAAGAUCUUCUGGAAUCUCUCCGACAACAGCAGAAGAGCCAGAUGGAGAUGAGGAAGGCCCUGACAGAUUCCAUCCAGGAGGAGUUUCGUAGCCUGCGGACCAAGGCUGAGGCUCUCCACCAACGGGUACAGACCACUACCUGAGCCCCAGGCUCCAGCCCGGCCUCCACACCUGGCCCCUACCCUAACCUCAGGGUACCAACUCAAUAUAGAGUGGACAAAGAGACUGACUGUAUACACACACAAACAGGAAACUAGAUUCACACACACACACACAAACAGGAAACUAGAUUCACACACACACAAACAGGAAACUAGAUUCACACACACACAAACAGGAAACUAGAUUCACACACACACAAACAGGAAACUAGAUUCACACACACACACCUGUGCCUCAUAGUGUGUGCAGUCCAACCUGCUGUCUGAUAAACCAGUGGUCACCACUGUGAUAAUUGCAAGGAGUAUCCUGCUAUGCACCUCAAAAAUCAUUCAGUCAACAUACAGGCAACGUUGAGAAAACAUUGUUCUUUGCUUCAUGUUUGAAACCAAUUCAACGGGAAUGUCCAUAGAGCCAAUGUUGUGUUUAACAGGCAUUUUAUCAACCGUCCAGUUCCCUCCCCUGUUAUGAAGUCACGUGACACUCACCUCUGUCCCCACGGUAACAGCAGAACUAUGAGUAGUAGAGAAGUGUGGUUCUCAUGGUAAAAGCAGAACUAUGAGUAGUAGAGAAGUGUGGUUCUAAUGG
Oncorhynchus mykiss (rainbow trout) is the source of this 2052-nucleotide messenger RNA. It is a transcript of the gene tafazzin, whose product is annotated as tafazzin, phospholipid-lysophospholipid transacylase. The record is from RefSeq and is a predicted model, not a curated record. Gene Ontology annotation, cellular component: mitochondrial membrane. Lineage: Eukaryota; Metazoa; Chordata; Actinopteri; Salmoniformes; Salmonidae. Gene Ontology annotation, molecular function: 1-acylglycerophosphocholine O-acyltransferase activity. Gene Ontology annotation, biological process: cardiolipin acyl-chain remodeling; inner mitochondrial membrane organization.